This is a messenger RNA of Recurvomyces mirabilis, 1707 nucleotides long. RefSeq names its product low-affinity methionine permease (gene MUP3). Lineage: Eukaryota; Fungi; Ascomycota; Dothideomycetes; Mycosphaerellales; Teratosphaeriaceae. The coding region runs from base 1 to 1707 and encodes 568 amino acids. Gene Ontology annotation, biological process: amino acid transmembrane transport. The transcript has 3 exons. Gene Ontology annotation, cellular component: membrane. The record is from RefSeq and is a predicted model, not a curated record. Gene Ontology annotation, molecular function: L-amino acid transmembrane transporter activity.
AUGACCUCAAGCAGCCCCAGGAUCGACCACCGAACGCCUCUGCUCUCCAGUGCUUCGUCAAUCAAGGACAGCGAAAUAAGCGAUGACAUCGAUAUCGAGGAUCCCACUCAGCUACACCAAGCAGUACCAUCUGUCGCCGAUGAUGUUCUUCCUGAAGAUGCUGUGCUGAGCCGCCAUCUCGGCUGGUAUAGCGCGUACAUCCUUAUCAUCUCGCGAGUUAUUAGAAGCGGCAUAUUCGCAACUCCCGGCUCAAUAGUCCGUUCAGUUGGCAGUAUCGGCCUGAGCCUCGUGCUCUGGAUUGCGGGUGCCAUCAUUGCUUGGUUUGGACUUAUGGUGACCCUGGAAUAUGGAUGCAUGCUGCCACGAUCUGGUGGCGAUAAAGUCUAUCUGGAGUUUACAUAUCGGAGACCCAGAUUCCUGGCAACGGUCCUGAUCACUAUAUCCUCUGUAAUGCUGGGCUUCACGGCCUCGAACUGCAUUGUGUUCGCUGAGUAUGUUCUGUUCGCAACAGGCCGAAGCGGGAUCACUGCGGAAAUCAAAGUUAUUGCUGCGGCACUUCUGGCAGGUAUAGUCAUAAUGCACAGCUGCUUUCUGAAGACCGGAAUCGUCGUGCAGAAUGCGCUAGGAUACAUCAAGAUCGGGACCAUCCUGUUCAUGAUCUGUGCGGGCCUUUUCGCAGCCCUUCUACACAGGAACAGCAUCUUGGAAAGCACAUCGAUGGCAAAUCACAGUGCAAAGACCACUGACCAGGGCCUAUGGUUUACCUUGUGGGACGGGUCGGUCUGGAACUGGGGCGUCAUCGCAACAUCAUUCUUCAAGGUCUUCUACUCAUAUGCUGGUCUGCACAACGUCAACAAUGUCAUGAAUGAGGUUAAGGAUCCUGUCCGAACGCUCAAGUCGUCGACACAGGCGGCUUUGCUAACAACAUGCGUCCUUUAUGCUUUCAUCAACAUAGCUUACUUUAUGGUUGUGCCACUCGAUCGGAUCAAGGAGUCUGGCGAGCUGAUCGCGGCACUGUUCUUUGAACAGCUCUUUGGACCACAUCUUGGCAGGAUCAUACUUCCACUCGCAGUUGCUUUGUCCGCCGCUGGUAAUGUUAUGGUGGUCACGUUCAGUCAUGCACGUAUGAUACAAGAGAUUGCUCGACAGGGCUUCCUACCCUUUCAAGCAACCCUAGCCUCCAUCAAGCCGUUCAAUGCGCCCAUGGGAGCGCUGAUCACGCACUUCAUCCCAUCUCUGCUGGUCAUCACUAUCCCGACUGGUGAUGUCUACUCGUUCAUCCUAGAAGUAGAAGGCUACCCAGCACAAUUCUUUACUCUAGCAAGCUCCUUUGGGCUCCUUUGGCUACGUGCGGAGAUGCCAGACCUUCGUCGGCCUUACCGUGCCUUCAUUCCGGCCGUCUGGCUACGCAUCGCACUCUCCUUUGCAUUGCUUGCUGCUCCAUUUGUCCCCCGAAGUGGCUCAACUUGGAGACAGCAUCUGUCGAGCGUUAGCUAUGCCUUUGUCGGCACUUCAAUCAUCACGUUCGCAGUGCUUUAUUGGUACAUUCGGACCGUCUUCCUGCCUCGAAGAAAUGGCUACAGGCUUGGAGAAGCGAAAGCUACGCUUAGCGAUGGUACUACAGUCACUAGGCUGACCAAAGUGAAGCUUGAUGUGUCUAUCAAUCAUGCCUCCAUGCUGCAGGCAGUAGAUCCCAACGAUGUCUGA